AAACCCACUUUGCUCUCAUUUCGACUGACGCUAAAGUUUGGCAAAUACACUUAAGGCUCUCGAAGACGUCGAUGCAGAAUCGACACUUAGCUUAAUAAAACAUUUAUGGUUUGAUAGGUGUGACAUAAUCAGUUAACAAUGAAGUUGAUGAUCCCAAUAAUACUUGGUCUGACCAGCGUCCUUGGAUACCACGACCCUGAUCUCAACUACCACAUAAGUCAACUUCAAAACGGCCUCGAUUGCAAUAAUGGAUACAGUUACUCCGCUCCGGCAGUCCAGCUAACUACUGCUGGGGUGAAGGUAGCUGCGCCGGCUGCAGUCGCAUAUCAGACUCCUGUGUCCGCACCAUCUUACCAAUACUCCAGCGGUAGUUAUUCAAGGGGCUACCAAGCACAAACAGCUAAACUUCUCUACGCUGCCCCUGCUUCCAACUAUCAAACAUUGCAAGAGUCACUCAUCUCUCAGGCUCCACAAACAUACGCAACAUCAAAUGAAGUCCAUGGAUAUGCUACCUCCGCCGGCCUCUCAGCUGUAGCAUCAUCUGGACGGACAGUCACGCCGCUCGCGACAUAUGCUCAAGCUCCUAUUAUAGCCAAAGUGACUGCGGCUCCCUUAAUCGCAAAGUUUGCUGUGGCUCCUGCCAAAACAACCUAUGUUACACAAAAUGUGUUAUCUCAACAAACCUCUUAUGCCACCGGAUCUUUGGCGAAGGCUUCACUGAACUCGUACAAUAGCGCGCAAUCUGGAGGACCCGUUGUGUCUCAAGUGUAUGCGGCUCCGUCGUCUGGUUACGCAGUGUCUCCCGCGUUGAGAGUUCAACAGCAACCUCAAGUGAUACAAUACGCUCAAGUCCCUGCUGCAACACAAUACGCUCAAGUUCCCGUUACUCAGUACGCUCAAGGAGGUGCCGCACUGGCCCAAUACGCAACCUCUUCGGUGUCUCUUGGAGGACAAUCAGCUACACAAUAUGUGACACAACAUUCUGCUCCAGUCGCUGCUCAAUACGCUGCACCAGCAGUCACUCAGUAUGCUGCUCCUAUAGUGACCACACCAACUGUGGCACAAUAUUCGACUCAAAAAGUGGCAUCCGUUGCUCAAUACGCUACGCCAGUUGCAGCUCCCGUAGUUGCUCAGUAUUCCGCACCAGCUGUUGCUCAGUAUCAAGUACCAACAGUGGCCCAGUACUCAAUCAAGAAAGUAGCCCCAGUGGCCCAGUAUGCGACCCCAGCAGUUCCACAGGCCGCUGGAGUGGUCGCUGCUCCGACGGCGGCUGUGAAAAAUGUGCACACUGAAUUUUUGGAAAACUAUGACCACCACCCUCGAUACGCGUACGAAUACGGGGUCAACGACCCUCACACCGGUGACAUUAAGCAACAGAAGGAGGAGAGAGAUGGCGAAGUAGUCAAAGGUCAGUAUUCUCUGGUGGAACCGGACGGGUCCGUGCGCACUGUGAACUACGUCGCGGACUGGGAGACCGGUUUCCAUGCGGACGUGCGCAACAGCAAACACAAUCAGCACUAGAGUUACUCACAACGAAACUACGGCUAUUAGAAGCUAUACUUAUGUGACGUUCCACUGGUAAAGGGACCUUAUGGUUGAUUUUUAUUUAACCAUAUGUCUGCAAAUCAAACACUAUUUGUAUAUCAAAAUAAAAAUAAAACUUAAAAAAACCGUCCAUAACCGUCCAUGGCGACAAUAUGUGUCGGUAAGUCCAACAUACUGUUGGACUUACCGACACAUAUUGUCGCCAACAAACUGUUUUAAAAAGCUAAUAGAGUAGCCAUCGAAAGCGAAGAUGAUGUAAAAGGAUAUACCACCAGACCAGGUCGCACACCACACGUACAUCAAUGCACCUGUAUUGUAUGCUCUAAAAUUUCGAGAGUUUGCAGAUUUUUUUUUAAUUUAUUAAGUUUUUUAUUUUAUUUUGUUUUAACUAUAAGCAGGCAAACAGGCAAGAGGCCCUGAGGCCCACAUAAUGGAAUGUGGUCACCGCCAUUUCGAUGAAUCCUGAAUUGUAGUGUUGUGUGUAUGAGCUUUAUGUACUUAAUUGAACUAUUGCCAAGUAAAAUAUUAAUAGGUAUACUUUGACCUGAACAUGAUACUGGUGAAUUACUAUCCUAUCAUCUCUUAAUGCGAUGGAUGUAAACUGAUCUGCGUCGUAAGUUUGUGCCAUCAAGUAAAUUUUUAGUAUGUAUUAAUGACAUUCGUUUCAGGUUUCUAAAUUGAACUGCGUUACAUUUGAAUCGUUCCGUAAAAGUUGAUGGUAGGCCUGCUGGUAUAAAGUUGUACCUACCUACCUAUUCAUGUAAAUAUGGACUUUAUUACUAAAACUACUCUCUUCACCUUUUAUUAGGAUAAGCUCUACAAUGAAUAGGUACUUUAUGUACAUUUUGCAUAUUUUUUAUUAUAUUUUUAGGUAUAACAUAAAAUAUGGUGUCAACGGCAAGUAGUUUGGUCUCAAAAUUACCUCAAUUGAGUUUGAACUUUAAAUGCCUUAUAAGGAACCGCCUUCAAAGGCGAUAUCUAAAUGAUAUAGGUACCUACUUACCUACUAAGUAACCAAAAAUAUAUGAAGUAGUAUUAUUUACCUACGUAAAUGUGUCUACUGAUGGAAAAACUAAUAUUAUAUAAAAUAUAUUUGUACAUAAAAUCUCAAAAUUGUAAUUAAUUAUAACCCUUUUAAGGUUUACGGAUAUUGGCUAAAUAUGGCCUUUCCGUCUAUAUAUCUGUGUAGGUCGACCGUUUAAAAAACAGAUAGGUACAAAUCGUAGGUAGGUAGUUAGGAUACAUUAAUUUUAAGAUUUGUCCUACAUACUUAGAUACUUAAAUACAUAUGUUAUAGUGGUAUAAUAUGUAUUAUAAUAAUGCCAGCUAUAAACUGGCUGUUUUGAAGUAGUACGUAUAUUAUGUUCAUUAUGAUUGAAGUGUCCAGUCCUUCUGGACUAAAUAAAAUAAUAAUAGUGAUGGGUGACCACAACACUUUUAUUGUUUAAUACAAUUAGGUAUGUAUUCAUACACAUAAGAUAUAAUUUAAUUUUAUGAAAAACUGUUUUAUUGUAUCUACAAUUACACAAAAACACAGUUUGUAUGUAAUAUGUUUGGAACGCGAUAACUUUCGAACCGCUGGUCUGAUUUUGAUGAAAUUUUAAAAGUAUGUAAAAUCUGUCAAUAGAAUUUUUAAGUUCGCGGGGCAUCAAAAUCGGUUCAGUCGUUUUUGAAAUAUUCACAAAAAUUUAUUGUGUUCGCGAAGUUCGCGGCGAACAACUAGUUAUAGGUAGGUACUUAUGUAUUGAUAUGGCACCGUGCCAUAUAAGUAAGAUCAAGAGAGUGUGUUUAACUGUUGAAUGCUUGAAGGAAGGAAGGAAGACUGGACCCGAAGGAAACACUUUAACAAUUUAAUUUUAUUCUUUCUAUCAAAAAUCAUCUAACGUACCCAGCACAAGGACUGUCAUUUGACUAGAAGGGCGUGUCCGUCGCUCGGUGUUGCUAUAUGCCAAUUAGUGUUUAUAUACACAAAUAGUACUUUUACCAUACAUUACAAUGUUCUUUUUACUUACUAAUCAAUUCUGGUUUUUCCUUGACGUUAAAGCUCACAUACAAACUACACAACGUAUACAUUGAUUAGUAACGACUGAUCAUUGUGUUAUUAAUUUUAAAACAACAAGCGAAUGUAUCUUUUAUUUUAUAAUAAGAUUCCUUCUUUCAUAUUUAUAUAUACUACUGUAUCAAACUGUGACUGCCUGUAUCAUGAAGGUUCUGACAGACUCGUUUUUUUUUCAUUAUAUACUUAAGAAGGGUGGUGUAAUUAUUGUUUAUCAUUACUAUGAGAGCUCGAAUACUUUCAAUUUCUUAACAAUAAUGACAUUUAGAUAAUAUACCCUUUACCCUAC
This is a messenger RNA of Plodia interpunctella (Indianmeal moth), 3890 nucleotides long. It is a transcript of the gene CPR79, whose product is annotated as calphotin-like. The transcript is spliced from 4 exons. Gene Ontology annotation, cellular component: extracellular matrix. The record is from RefSeq and is a predicted model, not a curated record. The coding region runs from base 139 to 1521 and encodes 460 amino acids. Lineage: Eukaryota; Metazoa; Arthropoda; Insecta; Lepidoptera; Pyralidae.